Messenger RNA from Ipomoea nil (Japanese morning glory), 1790 nucleotides. RefSeq names its product protein kinase byr2-like. NCBI's taxonomy places the organism in Eukaryota, Viridiplantae, Streptophyta, Magnoliopsida, Solanales, Convolvulaceae. Gene Ontology annotation, biological process: protein phosphorylation. The record is from RefSeq and is a predicted model, not a curated record. The coding region runs from base 678 to 1637 and encodes 319 amino acids. Gene Ontology annotation, molecular function: protein kinase activity; ATP binding. The transcript has 3 exons.
UUCAUCUAUCUAUAAAUUCAACAUUUACUUAUUUGCAUUGCACUUUUUUGGUCUAUUUCAAAUACAAAUUUGCUUGAUACUUGAUUACAGAUGUUAUCUCUACCCCAUUCAAUGUUGUUGAUAGAACAGCAACACCUAAAUAGUCUAUAUUUUCAUAGGCAUCAUAUGAUCCUGUUUUAAUCAAUCCUUGUACUGUAGAGGUUAAUUUGACAUCAAUGUUUAGCCAAUUGUUGGUUCUGCAAUUAGGUUUUUUUGUCCAUGAAUCUUAAACAGUUUUGAUAAUACUAAAUAUCUAAAUUUAAGGAAAAUUUAUUCUUUUUUCAUUCUUUUAUUUGGAAAGUUAUUUGGGUAAAGCUGGUGAUUAGUUGACACAUAUGAAGACAUGAAGUAUUUGUUAGUUUUGUAUUUGCCAGUAUGUUUCACUUUCUGUACAAUGAUAAGUAAAUUAACUUAGGCAUGGUGACAUAUUAAUGCAGGAGGGCAUUGAGUUAAAAUUUUAUUUCUUCUAACACAGAUUUUUGAGUUCCCUUUACUUGAUUGGUGCAGGAUGAAAACAAAUGAAACUGAUGGCCUUGAACAGAUACUUCAUCGUUCUAGAUGUCAUGUCAUAAAGGCCGACUGCUUUACUAUUUCCCUGCCCAGCAAAGCAACUAGCCAGCUACCAAGCUGAUGAAUCCAUGUCAUCAUGGUGCGGUUGGCAUACUGAUCAUGGUUCACUGACAGGAUCCUACGGCACUGUGUUUCUUGGCCGACUGCUUUCUUCAUCUUCAUCAACUGAUUCGCCCCUGUUCGCCGUGAAGUCUUCAAAGCUAGAGUCUUCAAGCUCACUUAGGGUUGAAGGGCGACUCUUGAAUGCACUCCGAGGAUGCCCCUAUAUCGUCCAGUGUUUCGGAGAAGACACCAGCGUAGAACACGGAAGGGCUGUCUACAACCUUUUACUGGAGUAUGCUCCGGGUGGGUCACUGGAGAACCUGAUCAAGUCUCGCACUGGAAGACUCCUAGAAUUCGAGGUAUCUUUCUAUGCUUAUCAGCUUUUGAUGGGGAUACUGGACGUUCAUAGGCGAGGGUUGGUUCACUGUGAUUUGAAACCUGCGAAUGUCCUUGUCUUUCCGUGUGGGUUCGGGAUGAAUCGUCUGAAGAUCGCAGAUUUUGGACUGAGUAAGGUGGCCGGAGUUAACAUUUUUGGGGGUUGUCACCGGGGAUCAUUGCUGUAUACCUCGCCGGAGUCAUUGGUUUCGGGGAUGCACGAGAUGCCCAAGGAUAUAUGGUGCAUGGUGGUGGAGAUGCUCACUGGAAAUCCACCAUGGAGGUUCCGUGAUAGCAGGGAUGCGACUCUAAACAUAGCGUUCAAGAAACCCGAAAUCCCGGAGGGUAUAUCGAAUAGCUGCAAGGAUUUUCUGGAGAGGUGUUUUGAAAGAAAUCCCACUACGCGAUCAACUGCUGCUGUUUUACUCAAUCAUCCAUUUGUUGCCAACGAAUUCAAUCGACUGUUGGGGCAAAAGUUGGAGAAGGAUCAUCAAGUGAUUGGAGGAUGGAGUUCCAAUGUUGGGCUGUUUUCGACUAAGGUUCCUAGGUCUUGUUCCAGACAGCUUCUCUUUUCAAGGACGGAAAGCGAUGUUGCUACUGUCGGACAGUAAUGAUGUGUUCUGUUUCAUGGGAAAGUUUUAGGAGAAAGAAAUAGGCUUAUUUGUAUAGAAACUUCAUGAAUCUUACUUGUACAAAGCUUAUUUGACCCUCGAAUUCAAUUUUGAUUGUGUUAAUAAAUAAAAAAAUUUUAAUUCCUGUUUUUC